Messenger RNA from Drosophila subpulchrella, 1559 nucleotides. Its product is annotated as UDP-glucosyltransferase 2-like. Gene Ontology annotation, molecular function: UDP-glycosyltransferase activity. The transcript is spliced from 2 exons. NCBI's taxonomy places the organism in Eukaryota, Metazoa, Arthropoda, Insecta, Diptera, Drosophilidae. The record is from RefSeq and is a predicted model, not a curated record. The coding region runs from base 3 to 1544 and encodes 513 amino acids.
AUAUGCGAUUAUUUUGUUUAAUUUUUGUGUUUUGCACAAUGGGCUUCAAGCCUUUUUUAACGGAUAGUGCAAAAAUCCUGGCCACUUUUCCAUUUCCUGGCCGCUCUCAAUACAUUUUUCUGGAGACCUAUUUGAAAGCCCUGGCUGCCAAAGGUCACCAAGUGACCGUGAUUAAUACUUUCAAGAAUGGGGAAUCUCCGAAUAUGCGAUUUAUAGAGGCUCAUAAGGCGCACGAUCACCAUCAAGAAAUGAUGGAACUGCUAAACGAAACCUUUCAUUGGCAAGUACUGAACGCAUGGGAUAAGAUUGUGAUUAAAUUCACAGAGUUAAUAAUGGAAGACGAAGAUGUGCAAAGGCUGCUGAGAUCUGGAGAAACUUUCGAUCUGGUUUUGGCUGAAAUGGAGCAAAUGGAACCCCUGUACGGUCUUGCCCAGCACUUCAAUGCCACUUUGGCUGGGUUCCUCAGUUUUGGAACGGAUCACCGCGUGGAUGAGGCCUUUGGAAAUAUUUCACCCAUCUCAUAUAGCCCGUUGGUGACCUCUUCCCGCACUGAUCGAAUGACCUUCAUGGAGCGCUUGGUUAAUCACUACGAAUACCUGGUGGAGAAAAUACAUCGCCAUUUGGUUCACCUGCCUGCUAUGCAGAAAAUGUAUGACAAAUACUUUCCGAAUGCCAGGCAAACGAUGACAGAGGUUUUGAACAGUUUCGCAAUGGUUUUGAUAGGUCAGCACUUUUCCCUGAGUCAUGCGAGACCCUAUUUGCCCAACAUGAUAGAGGUCGGUGGUCUGCACAUUAGCCACCAACCAAAAUCCCUGCCAGAGGACAUCAAGGAGUUCAUUGAGAGUUCUCCCGAUGGUGUGAUGUACUUCUCCAUGGGAUCCAAUGUGAAGUUUGCCGAUCUAGGGAAUGAAACACGUGAAACGCUGCAGAAAACCUUCGCGAAAUUGCAUCAGCGAAUUCUUUGGAAAUUCGACGAAGACGAAAUGCCUGGCAAGCCAGACAAUGUGAUGGUCAGGAAAUGGUUCCCCCAGGCAGAUGUCCUAUCACAUCCUAAUGUCAAGAUCUUUAUCACCCAUGGUGGGCAGCUGAGCACCAUUGAAAGUGUGUAUUUUGGCAAACCCAUCUUGGGAUUGCCGUGCUAUUUUGAUCAAUACAUGAAUGUGCUUCGAGCCCAGAGAAUGGGCUUCGGUUUGGCACUGGAUGUGAAUAAUCUAAAGCAAGAAGAUCUAGAACACGCCAUUCAAACUCUGCUAAGCACUCCAAGUUUUGCCAAGACCGCGGCGGAAGUUUCUGCGAGAUUUCAUGAUCAACCGCAGGCGCCUCUCGAUAGGGCUAUCUGGUGGACGGAAUAUAUAAUCAGGCACAAGGGUGCCUCUCAUCUGCGAUCAGCCUCUAGAGAUAUGAACUUUAUUCAACUCCACAGCCUGGACACUUUGGCUGCACUUUUUGCAAUACCUCUGUUGGUUGUGGUGAUUUUCCUUAAAAUAUGUCGAAAAGUAAUGGGGAAACAUUGUACGCAUACGAAAAAGCUGAAAGCAACAUAAAAUAAAACUAUAAAA